This is a messenger RNA of Fusarium odoratissimum NRRL 54006, 1893 nucleotides long. RefSeq lists its product as uncharacterized. Gene Ontology annotation, molecular function: zinc ion binding; DNA-binding transcription factor activity, RNA polymerase II-specific. Gene Ontology annotation, biological process: regulation of DNA-templated transcription. The transcript has a single exon. The record is from RefSeq and is a predicted model, not a curated record. Lineage: Eukaryota; Fungi; Ascomycota; Sordariomycetes; Hypocreales; Nectriaceae. The coding region runs from base 92 to 1804 and encodes 570 amino acids.
UAAGAACCAUGUCCUCCCUGUGAUCACCAUCACCUCCUGCAAACAUCGCAAAACUCUACUCUCUUCAGUUCGUUAACUAUUCCACCACGUCAUGGUCAAUCGAGGGGCCUCGCAAGGCUGCGUCACAUGCAGACACCGCCGCGUCAAGUGCGAUGAAAGAAAGCCUUGGUGCAAGGCCUGUCUUCGUCUUGGCAUUGAGUGCACGGGUUAUGAGAAGCGUGGGCUGAGGUUUAGGGAUGAGACUGUUCGAUAUGGAGCGAAUUCAGCCGCUGUAACGCGCAUCAGCAAACGUGCGAAACAGCCAUCACUUGAGAGGACGAUCAUUCGGUUACCAUCAGAUCACCCGCAAGAUCUUGCUGUACCAUUCUUUCUGACAUAUGUUACCGAUGUUGGUCGAAGUUUGGAAUCAACGCGGGGUUUCUUGGAGUUUGUCCGUCCUGCUCUGGCUUCGGAACGACAUGAUUCAGCUUUGAACACGGCAGUGACAGCUACGUCAAUCAAAAUCUGGUCCAUGAUCGACAAAAUUCCAUCUUCGAGCCCUCUUCCUUAUCAGCUACUGGUGAAGGCUCUGAAGCGGCUUCACCAAGCAACCGAGGAGCCCAUAGAGAGAGGUCGCGAUGAGACCGUGCUAGCGGCCCUUGUGCUUCAGAUGCACGACACCUUGUCAGCUGUGUCAGGACAAACCAGAGCUCAUGGUGCCCAUCGUGAGGGAGCUUUGACCUUGUUAUUACAGCGCGAAAACUGUUUCAAGAACUCCAAGUACUAUGCUCACCUUGUUGGCAACCUGCUCCACUCUAGGGUAUCUGUUUCUGUGAGGAACAGAAUACGAUUACCGACGAAGGACCUUGAGUGGAUUGAGACUGAGGUUGCUCCGAUCUUGCCGAGUAAUCCGAGUUCCGCUCUUGACAUGAUUGGAGUAUCUAUUGCAGAUCUCCAACACACGUUCCACGACAUGUCACCUGCAACAGUCCUCUCUUCUCCUGACACUAAGCUACGGCAACAUAUCUGCAAUUUGGAUACUCAGCUACGGACCUGGCUGAAACGGAUACCAGAUAGUUGGUAUCCACGACGGAUGAAAAGCGGCAUCGAUUUCGAUCCAUCAGUUCCUUCAUAUCGUGGCGCUUGCGACAUAUACCCAAGCAUACAAGUUGCGAAUAUCUGGAAUGCCUGGCGUAUCUACUGUCUCAUUCUCGAGGAUAUCAAGGACCAACUUACCAAGUCCUCAGCACUAUCUGCGGUUCAGCAUUUCGAUGACGAGAACAGCAUUUCGGACUAUGCCAUGUUCUGGACUUCCAAUGAACGCAGAGUCCAAGAGCUUGUUGAUUCUAUGUGUCUCAGCAUUCCAUUCUAUCUAGGCAACUGCAACUACCCCACUGAUAUACUCUCAACGGGAAGCUCCGAUAUCAUAUACCCAAGUCAUCACGAUUUACCUGUCGAUGAUGAAGGAUAUAUGAGAUUCAAAGCAAGCGAUCAGUACGUUUCUAAACUCGAUCACUCGCGACAUGUGACACUUCACGGUCAGGUCCAUGCAAUAAGCGUUUUAUCCUACGUUAUCAAUAUUUCCAUGAAUAGUCUUCGGAACCGGCCAAGUUUUCUGAGAGAGGAGCAGAAAGAAUGGAUAGCAAGUCAAUUUAUUCGAUCCAUCUACUCGAUGAGGCCCAUCUUUGGUGGUGUAUCGGAAAGGAGAGCCCAUCAAGGGACCGUUGACCUUGAUCAUAGCUUGCAAGCGGUGGAUACAGUAUCAAUAGCUAAAACUUUCGCAAUCAAGGUACAAAAAGAGCUAUGGACUAUAAGCAUUUUGUAAUGGAUGAAUAAUAUCACCCCAAAAGAUAAUAACAUCGUCCCAUGAGAACGAAAACUUGGUAUUUGGACAUACCCAUGAGCGUGUUGCCG